Messenger RNA from Caenorhabditis elegans, 953 nucleotides. RefSeq names its product DeHydrogenases, Short chain (gene F25D1.5). Bases 32 to 865 code for a protein of 277 amino acids. NCBI's taxonomy places the organism in Eukaryota, Metazoa, Nematoda, Chromadorea, Rhabditida, Rhabditidae. The transcript is spliced from 3 exons. The record is from RefSeq and is marked reviewed.
AUUGACAUUUUAUUUUUGUAAUCUCAAAAUAAUGGCUCGCUUUUCUGGAAAGUCUGUCAUUAUAACUGGUUCUUCUAAUGGAAUCGGAAGAUCGGCUGCUGUGAUUUUUGCAAAGGAAGGAGCUCAAGUUACAAUUACUGGAAGAAAUGAAGAUCGCCUAGAAGAAACCAAACAGCAAAUAUUGAAAGCAGGAGUUCCAGCUGAGAAGAUUAAUGCCGUGGUUGCUGAUGUUACCGAAGCAUCAGGACAAGAUGAUAUCAUCAACACGACUCUUGCUAAAUUCGGAAAAAUUGAUAUCUUGGUUAAUAAUGCUGGUGCCAAUUUAGCUGACGGAACAGCUAAUACGGAUCAACCAGUGGAGUUGUAUCAGAAAACAUUCAAGUUAAACUUCCAAGCUGUGAUCGAAAUGACUCAGAAAACAAAGGAACAUUUGAUAAAGACAAAAGGAGAGAUUGUAAAUGUUUCCAGUAUCGUUGCUGGCCCACAAGCACACUCUGGAUAUCCAUAUUAUGCUUGCGCAAAAGCUGCGCUUGACCAAUACACCAGAUGCACUGCAAUCGAUCUUAUUCAACAUGGUGUCCGCGUAAAUUCUGUCAGCCCUGGAGCAGUUGCCACUGGUUUCAUGGGAGCGAUGGGUUUACCAGAAACUGCAUCUGACAAGCUUUACAGUUUUAUUGGCUCACGGAAAGAAUGCAUUCCUGUUGGGCAUUGUGGAAAGCCAGAAGAAAUUGCCAAUAUCAUUGUAUUCCUGGCUGAUAGAAACCUCUCAUCUUACAUUAUUGGACAAUCGAUUGUUGCUGAUGGAGGAUCAACUCUUGUUAUGGGAAUGCAAACACAUGAUCUUAUGUCCGUUCUUAGUCAGUAAACUAUAACUUUUUUUUUCAGAUUUUGUUAACCAUUGUUAUCUAAUGUAAUAGUCGUAAAAUACACAAUAAAAUACAUUGAAUACUUUU